CUUUGUGAUCUGCUGUGUCAUUGGACACAGCUGAUCACGUGUUAAAGGCUGCUGUGAUUGUCAUUUUACCUCAUCAUAUGCAGCUAUAAACUUAUAAACACUGCCAUGUACUGGCCGAAUAAUAUAUAUCUAUUGAAUAGUUGUUGCACAAAAUACAUGAACAAUGUAUUCAGGGGCAGACUGACCAUUUGGAAACUCGGGCACUACCGAGGGCCGGGGUCGGUAGUGGGCCCCAUGAGAUGCCCCUGGUACUCUUUUCAUAGGCUUUUUUUGAGUUUGGGAAAGGACACAGGGGCCCCAUGAUCCCCUAUUGCCCGGGGGCCCCAU
Staurois parvus is the source of this 327-nucleotide messenger RNA. NCBI's taxonomy places the organism in Eukaryota, Metazoa, Chordata, Amphibia, Anura, Ranidae. The record is from the annotation of a GenBank genome assembly.